This is a messenger RNA of Daphnia carinata, 4053 nucleotides long. RefSeq names its product polyamine-transporting ATPase 13A2-like. The record is from RefSeq and is a predicted model, not a curated record. Gene Ontology annotation, molecular function: ATP hydrolysis activity; P-type transmembrane transporter activity; ATP binding. Gene Ontology annotation, biological process: intracellular calcium ion homeostasis. Lineage: Eukaryota; Metazoa; Arthropoda; Branchiopoda; Diplostraca; Daphniidae. Bases 33 to 3731 code for a protein of 1232 amino acids. Gene Ontology annotation, cellular component: membrane. The transcript is spliced from 13 exons.
UUAGAUUUUAUUUGUAUGGCGCCUACAGUGAGAUGGUUGGGGCUUACAUGAACUUAAAUAUCAAGCCCAAUUCAACAGUGAUAGAUGAUGGCAGUAAAGAGCAACUUACUGCGGUUGGAUACACAAGAAGUUAUCUCAAGACCUUCGUCUUCCACUGUAUAGCAUUACUAUGCAUAGGCUUGCCAUAUGUUCUUAUCUACUGGCACAAUGUUUUUGGAAUCCGUUGGCAGUAUGUUCGCUGCCCUAUAGAUGAAUCUCAAGUCUUGGUGUUAGAGGAUGUCCAUGGGCAAACAUAUAUUGCAAAAGUGCACCAAGAAAUUGUUGGGGAUUACUUUCCUGAUGAAUACUCUCUGCUAUCAAAGGAUGAUUCAGAGAGAGAGGAAGAUUCUGAAACCAGUAAAUUGUUUGAAGAAGAUUCUGUGCCCUACUCGCGUUAUUUUGUCCAUCAACAUGUCAAGUACCUGUGGAGCAAAAGGUACCAGCGAUUUCAAAUGCUUACGGGAAUCGAACAAGGCAUUCAGCUUUGCGAUUUUCACACUUUCGAAGGGCAAUCAGUGCAAAUUCAGGAAGCAAAGCUACAGUUACACGGCUUCAACACAAUGUCCGUGGACGUCAAGUCCUAUUGGCGUUUGCUAAUAGAUGAAGUUCUCAAUCCAUUUUACCUUUUUGAGAUCUUUAGUUGCGUGGUUUGGACAGUCGAUGAUUAUAUUUACUAUGCCGGAUGCAUUUUUGUGGUAUCGAUUAUAUCCGUAGGCGUUGCCCUCUACGAAAUUCGCAGGCAAAGUUCAACAUUGAAAAAUAUGACAGCAGCCCACAUAUCUUCCAUGGUUACCGUUUCUCGUGGCGGAGAAGUUUAUGAAAAUAUUUAUGCCAGCCGGUUGGUACCUGGAGACGUUAUUGUUAUACCUCCGACGGGUUUCUUGGUUCCUUGCGAUGCCGUCCUCGUGGCGGGAACAUGUAUUGUGAAUGAAAGUGUCUUGACAGGUGAAAGUGCGCCCGAGACAAAAACGCCUGUUCCUGAUCUGGACGAACCCUAUUGUACCGAUAUUCACAAACGGCACACGCUCUUCUGUGGUACACAAAUUCUUCAAACGCGCUAUUAUGGCCAAGAUAAAGUCUUGGCAGUUGUAAUUAGGACGGGUUUCACUACUGCUAAGGGCGAGUUAGUCCGCUCGAUCUUAUACCCGAAGCCUAUAGGUUUCAAGUUUUAUAUCGACUCGCUCAAAUUCGUCUUGUUACUUUUCGGCGUGGCCCUUUGUGGCAUUACCUAUUGCGUCUACGUUUAUAUCACGAAAGGGGCUACGCUUUGGGAAAUUGUCAUACGUGCUUGUGAUAUGCUAACAAUCGUCGUUCCGCCCGCCAUGCCCGCCGCAAUGACGGUUGGAACAGUGUACGCUCAGUCACGUUUGCGCCGUAACGGCAUCUUUUGCAUUUCGCCACCACGCAUCAAUGUGUGUGGCAAAUUAAAGCUCAUGUGCUUCGAUAAAACAGGAACCCUGACAGAAGGUGGUCUCGAAUUUUGCGGAGUGGCACCGCGAUCAAAAGAUGAAAAUGUUUUUGCUGAUCUUGUUCGUGAUCCAGCACUUCAACUGAAACAAGAUGAUCCAGUUUUAGUAACUCUCGCGGCGUGCCAUACUCUUACCCGAAUCGAAGGUCAAUUGAUCGGUGACCCUUUAGAACUGGAAAUGUUCAAAUCAACUCAAUGGAUUUUGGAAGAACCGGGAGCAGAUAUAACUCGUUACGAUGUUAUGGCUCCUAUUGUUGUCAAACCCGUCACUCGCGAUACGUUCCUGGGUGUUCAUGGUUUUGAUUUCGCUGAAACGGGAUUCGAAAUACCAUAUGCAGUGGGUAUCGUACGCCAGUUUCCAUUCAGCUCCAGCCUACAAAGAAUGUCGGUAGUUGUCCGAACUUUAGGUAGCGCUCACAUGGAGCUGCUAUGUAAAGGGUCGCCUGAAAUGAUUCGAACACUUUGCGUGGAGGCAUCCGUGCCAGCAAAUUUUGCCAAAGUUCUAAGAUCAUUCACAAUGCGUGGUUUCCGUGUACUUGCAUUAGCUCAUCGCGUAUUAGAUCGACGAUUGACCUGGCACCAAAUGCACCGCAUGAAGCGAGAACAAAUGGAAUGCAAUCUGAACUUCCUUGGUCUACUCGUUAUGCAUAAUACUCUCAAAUCCGAAACGACCCCAGUUGUUCGACAAUUGCGUAACGCUAGCAUUCGAUGUGUUAUGGUUACUGGUGACAACCUGCUAACUGCAAUUAAUGUGGGAAGAGAUUGUGACAUGCUUCCUGUAGGAGAAAAAGUGAUACUUGUUACAGCUACUUCACCGAAGGGUACUACCCGUGCAUCCAUUACCUAUUCAUUGGCUGAAAUGUAUGAAAGGGAUUUAGAAGAGAGUGGUGUCUUGUCGUCGUCAGAGUCAGAUGCCAUGUUUACUGAGAGCUGGCCAGACUCGGUAUUCCAGCCAAUGGAAAACAUAUCGCGUAUGUGGCGCAGACAAGCUCUUGUUUCCGAUGCUGAAAGAGGAUUGGACAGUAACCAUCUAACUCCACGAUUACAUUUGGCUCUUGGGGGGAAAACCCUAGACGUCAUUCGUAAACAUUUUCCUCAUUUACUGCAAAGAAUCCUUGUGCGAGCAACCAUUCUAGCUCGGAUGACACCUGAUCAGAAAACAAAAGUGGUGGAAGAGUUUCAAGAACUUGGUUACGCUGUUGGAUUUUGCGGGGAUGGAGCUAAUGACUGCGGAGCUCUUAAAGCAGCUCAUGUAGGCAUUUCUUUGUCGGAUGCUGAGGCAUCCGUGGCUGCUCCCUUCACUGCUAAAGCUGGAAACAUUUCAUGUGUCCCGACUAUCGUCCGUGAAGGUCGUUGUGCCUUAGUCACCAGUUUCGGGGUGUUUAAGUAUAUGGCACUCUACAGCUUGAUUCAGUUCAUAUCCGUACUGAUCCUAUACUCGCUACGCACAACUCUUGGCGACUAUAUGUUUCUCUAUCAUGACCUGUUCAUCACGACAACGGUUGCCGUUCUAAUGGGACACACUGAUCCCUACCCAAACCUCGUGGUUCACCGCCCUAGAGGGUCGCUUCUUACCAGCUCAAAUAUGCUGUCUUUAGUUAUGCAAAUAGCUUUGACGGCGGCCAUACAACUCGGUGCCCUGUUGCUCUUAAUGCUGCAGCCCUGGUAUCACCCUAUACAUCCCGACGGCGAUGAAGUCAUUAUUCCGUGUUGGGAAGUAACCGUCAUCUUCUCGAUAAGUUCAUUUCAAUACCUUAUUCUUGCGCUUGCAUUUUCCUACGGACCUCCUUAUCGACAGCCAUUUUAUACCAACAAACUUUUUCUCUUCGCCCUGAUUGUCCUAACGGCAUUCUCUCUAGUCCUGACAUUGCUGCCGAUCGGGCCGCUGGCCGACUUUUUCCAAGUGAUGGGGAUCAACGUGAAUCCUUUUCACUGGUACUCAGAGGAUGACGGUGGGAUUCCUGUUGGUUCCACAAGGACUGAUGACGACGACAACAUGUACCUGUUCCGCAGCUGUCUGAUACUUCUAGUUAUAUUGCACCUUUCUGUGGCUCUUUAUAUUGAAAAUUUGGUCGCUGAAAACGAGUCCAUUCAGCGUCCAGCAAAUGAUCCUCGCAACUCUGAACCAAAGAACAAGUACAAGAAGGUAGAGCUGGACUUAGCCACGGAAAAGGACUGGCCACCGCUGGGUCAAGCCAGUACAAGUGAAAUUUUGUCACUUUAAAUCUUUAAAAACAGAUCGCGUAGUGAGUUUCGAAAAUUAGUUCAAAUCCACCAUUAUAGUUGUGUUCUUCAUUCUAAGUGUGCUUAAUUCCAAAAUGUGUGUUUGACUAGCGUUUAAUAUAAUAUUCGUCUAUCGUAACCAAUUGUCCUAGCAAAUUUUGCUUAUCCAAUAAGCAUAUUACUUUAGGUAUGGACGGAAUGAGUGGUUUUUCUACCCCCCCCCCGCCCCUUUUUUUUGCAUGUUCGUCUAGCAAUUCAUUCCUAAUAUUGUGUCAAAAUCGGACAGAAACCAUUUUCAAGUGUGUCUCACGUGUUGUUAGUCA